Molecule: messenger RNA, 7687 nt
Organism: Alexandromys fortis (reed vole)
Lineage: Eukaryota; Metazoa; Chordata; Mammalia; Rodentia; Cricetidae
Gene: Dennd1b
Product: DENN domain containing 1B
Exons: 23
Coding region: 149-2497 (782 amino acids)
Biological process (GO): endocytic recycling; endocytosis; T cell receptor signaling pathway
Cellular component (GO): cytosol; nuclear speck; intracellular membrane-bounded organelle
Molecular function (GO): guanyl-nucleotide exchange factor activity; phosphatidylinositol phosphate binding
Source: RefSeq, a predicted model, not a curated record
GCGGGGGCGGGGGCGGCGUCGCCGCGGUGCUGUCCCCGCGAGGCCGCGGAGGGCGCCGUGGGCCGGCCGCCGCUCUGAGCAGCGCGUCCCAGGCGGCGUGCGGGCGUGCGGGCGCGGGGCGACGGCGGCCCCGCAGCGACAUGUGACCAUGGACCGCAGGACCAGGGAAAAUCCAGAAAGAACUUUUGACUUGGUGUUGAAAGUGAAGUGCCAUGCCUCUGAAAAUGAAGGUCCUGCGAUACUGUGGAAAUUCCCAGAGGACUUUGGAGACCAGGAAGUAUUGCAGAGCGUGCCCAAGUUCUGUUUUCCCUUUGACGUGGAAAGGGCAUCUCAGAAUCAAGUUGGACAGCACUUUACCUUCGUACUGACAGACAUUGAAAGUAAGCAGAGAUUUGGGUUCUGCAGACUCACAUCAGGAGGCAGAAUUUGUUUAUGUAUUCUUAGUUAUUUGCCGUGGUUUGAAGUGUACUAUAAGCUUCUCAACACUCUGGCAGAUUACUUGGCGAAGGAACUGGAAGAUGAUUUGAAUGAAACUCUCAAAUCACUCUAUAACCACCCAGUACCGAAGGCAAACACGCCUGUCAACUUGAGUGUGAACCAAGAGCUAUUUAUUGCCAGUGAGCAAGUUCUGAAAGAUCAACCCUCACUGAUGCUGCACUCCUGUUUCAUUGCCCCUGACAUAACUGGACUCCCGACGAUCCCGGAGAGUAGAAACCUGACAGAGUACUUCGUUGCCGUGGACGUGAACAACAUGCUGCGGUUGUACGCCAGCAUGUUGCACGAGAGACGCAUCAUUAUUACCUCGAGCAAAUUAAGCACUUUAACCGCCUGUCUCCACGGCUCGGCCGCUCUGCUCUACCCGAUGUACUGGCAGCACAUCUACAUCCCCGUGCUUCCUCCACACCUGCUGGACUACUGCUGUGCCCCAAUGCCAUACCUGAUUGGAAUACACUCCAGUCUCAUAGAGAAAGUGAAAAAUAAAUCAUUGGAAGAUGUUGUUGUGUUAAAUGUUGACACAAACACUUUAGAAUCACCAUUUAAUGACUUGAGCAACCUACCCAGUGAUGUGGUCUCGGCCUUGAAAAAUAAGCUGAAGAAGCAGUCCACGGCUACAGGAGAUGGAGUGGCUCGGGCCUUUCUGAGGGCACAGGCGGCUUUGUUCGGAUCCUAUAGGGAUGCUCUGAGAUACAAGCCUGGUGAGCCCAUCACCUUCUGUGAGGAGAGCUUUGUGAAGCACCGCUCCAGUGUGAUGAGACAGUUCCUGGAGACUGCAGCUAACCUUCAGCUGUUUAAACAGUUUAUUGAUGGUCGACUGGCAAAGCUUAAUGCAGGAAGGGGUUUCUCCGAUAUAUUCGAAGAAGAGAUCACUUCGGGCGGCUUCUCUGGAGGGAGCCCGAGGUCGUACCAACAGUGGGUGCAUACAGUCAAGAAAGGAGGUGCAUUGUUCAACACAGCAGUGACCAAAGCCACCCCUGCUGUACGGACUGCCUACAAAUUCGCAAAGAGUCACGCCAGACUGGGACUACGAGAGGUGAAGAGUAAGCUGAAACACAAGGACAAUGAGGAAGAUUAUGGGACCUGUUCUGGUUUGGUACAGUAUACACCAGUUUACACAUUACACAGUGAAAAGGGAGGAGACAGAGAGAAACAUAAGCUUUCCCAGGCACACUUGAGAAGGCCUCAUAAGAGCCUCGAUGGUACCCUGUUUGAUGAUGAUGAUGAUGAUGACAUCGAGCGAGCAAGCAAGGUGUCUUCUGAGGACGGCGAGGAAACAUCUGCUUAUUUCUACGAGAGUGACGACUCCAUUGGAGCUCAAGUGAAAGCGCCUUAUUCAGGUGAGAUGGACUUGCUGGGGGAGAUCCUGGACACGCUGAGCACGCACAGCUCCGAUCAAGGCAAGCUGGCCGCUGCAAAGAGCCUGGACUUCUUCAGAUCCAUGGAUGACAUCGACUACAGACCUACGAACAAGUCCAAUGCUCCCAGUGAGAAUGACCUGGCCCUACUGUGUGCUUCUGGUGAUCAAGGAGAGUGGAAUCUCGGGCAGGAUGACAGUGCCCUCCAUGGCAAGCACCUCCCUCCCUCCCCCAGGAAGAGAGUUUCCUCCAGUGGGUUCACAGAGUCUCUGUUUAUCCUGAAAGAGGAGAACAGUGAGAAACCCUGCUGUGCGGACAGUCUGUGUGACCCCGCUGUGGUGGAAAAGCCAGCUACUACUCCAGGCUUGGGUUUCCAGCCAGCUUCCCCAGAGGCUUCUCAAAUGGGUGAAGGAGAAGCAGAGGUGAAGGAAACACUAAGUCAGGCCUCAGAGAGUCUGCUGCUGCCCAGUGUCGGGAGCCGCCAGUCCACUUUCGUUCCCUGGGAGAAAGGAGGAAAAGAGCCUGAGGGGCCUUCAGAAGGCGGUGGACUGCUCCAGGAAGUAGUGUCAUUGUGUCACAUGUCAUGUGACUUCCAACAAGGUUUAAACAUUUCAGAAGGAAAUAGAAGUGAAGACCAAACUUAAGGUACCAGUAAAGGGUCAGUCAUUGCCGCUUGCCUCUUGGCUUCUCCGGAGACAUGUGGAAUUAGUUCCCUGUGAUGCGUCCAGUAAACAGAAUCACUCAUAGGAAUGAAAACUCUUACUACUGUUUAAUUGUUUUCCUUUGGAAUGUUUCCCCAUCUGUUCAUCUCAUGGAGCGUAAAAUGAAUUCUACUGUGCUGUUAAAUCAGGUACUAAUUUGUAUAUAGCCUGAACGUGUGUUUUGGACAUAAGCUUUCCCAGUAUUUGGUGCUUAAUGCCAUUCAUUUUAUUUAAACCAAGUGUGCGUAUGUAACCCACACAUAUGACCAGUAGUUACUGUACUAGUUUGGUUGAGCAUGAACUGAUCGAGAUGUCAAAACCGAUAAAAAGGAAAUAGCCUGAAACUGUUAAAACUUUUAACCCACUAAUUGCCUUAAUCUUCCAGUUAUGCUAAACAUACAGAUCACGUGUGCAGAUCUUGAAAGAGCAGUUAUCUUGUCUUUCAGAGCAAUAAUGCCUUUUUCUAUCGUAGAAUUAAGCUCACCAUUCUUUUCAAGUUUAAAUGCUCUCUAGUGGAACUAACUUGCUUUUAUAAAGACACUGCAGCCACGUUUUCCGAACAAUGUAAAUUGUAUUUUACCUUCCACUCAGUGAAACCCAUGAAGUGCUGAGUUACAAUGUGAAGUUGAAGUCUCUGUUUACAGAGAAGCCCCUCAGACAGUGCCCGGUCCCUGUGUGCCGUGCUGACUGUGGUCCGCCUCAAGAAAGCCAGAUGCCCUGCGGAGUCCAGAUAAGCAGUUGUCCCUGUUCUCGCAUCUGCGUCCCCAUGAAGAUGCCCAUAGCCUUAUCUGUGUUGGCUUUUUUAAAUAAUCAACUUUAUUUUUAAAAUGUUCUAGAUUUAUAGAAAUCAGCCAAGGUGGUACGAAGUUCCCAUCUCCCUGGACCCGGUCUCUGCUAUUGUUAGCAUCUUAGGCUAGUGUGCCACGUUUGCCACAGUGUUGGUGUCCUACAUGGUAGAGCUCUGGCUGUUCCCUGACGUCCCCUUUCUGUCCUACCCCCUCAGAGUUCGAGAUGACAUUAUCGUGUCUGCUGGGGCUCCUCUUCCUGCUGGCUCUUAAUUUUUUUUUUUUUUUUGGUUUUGAUGACCUUGAAAAUGUCAGAAAUACAGGUCAGAUGUGUUGCCCAGUGGCCAGCUCCUAGAAUUCGUCUGCUAUUUUUCUCAUUUUUACACUAGGAUUGUAGUUGGAAGAAGAGGCUCAGAGAAGUAAAGUGCCAUUUCCACAGUGUCUUACAUAGUGUGUACUGUGAGCCUGUUCCAUGCAGUGCUGACUUUGAACACCUGCUGGGUUUCUGCACUGUAAACUUGUCCGUCGUCCCCCCCCCCCCCCCCCCCCCCCCCCCCCCCCCGCACCUUCUGUUCUGUUGCAGGCAGGAGGAAGGGAGGAAGGGCAGGCACAAAGGAAUUGUUUAGGGCAGAAGAGUUGCCUUCCUCACUUUGGAGCACAUCUGAAAACAUACACAGAUUUCUCACACCAGACUGAUGGUGUGGGCUAGCUUGUUUGUACCCUCCCUGCCUGUGUUCUGUAUAUCCCCAAACACGACGGUUGCUUUUCAAAAUUUGUCUGUUUUUAGAUUAAAAAAAAAAAAAAACUGUUGCAAAACCACUUAACCUCAACAAGGCCAUACUCUAAAGUAUUUACUUAAGGAAUAUAAUUUCAACUAAAAUUUUAGGAGAUUUGUUAACAUUGUGCAUAUUUAUACAGGUCUUCUAAAAAAAAGAACUGUAUUCCAAAAUAUAUGUAAUAUAUGUAGGUAGUUUUCCUUGUGGUAACUGUUCACUCAUCUGUGGUGAGAUGAGCUUGUCCUUAUGAGAUAGGCUCUGAAUAGAGAGUGUGUGUGCUCCUCAGUUUACACAGUCAUGCGGCUCGAGGCUGUCAGAUUUUGCCUGUGUAUGUCCUUCAUUAAUCCCGGUUUACGGAAAUAAGAGAGGCACCACACUGUCACAAGGGCUGUUUUUAGUAAGAAGAGGAGGAGUUAGAGUGGUGAUUCCACUCCUGGGCAAGCAUUCCUACAUAAUCCCUGAACAGAAUGCACAACCUUUAACAUGAAUUGGGAAUGAGGUCUCUUUUUCUGCUUCAGAAUGCAUCGUCUAAAAGGUGACAGAGAACACUGGCUUCCGGUCCAUGUCCCUGAUAAACCCAUGGCCACAGAUUCCCGAUUCUCUGCUUUGAGUCAGCUCGUGAGAUGGUCCGCUAUAACACUAGGCUAUUUGAAAACAUUUAGCCACUCGCAAAUAGCGCCUUAAGACCCUUUAAAGCGAUCUGUGCCUUACUCUAGCAAUCAAAGCAGUGACUCAUGUUAAAGAGAAGAAACAAAAUCGUACACAUUGUUCUUUAAAAAGUCCACAUGUUGGUGCUUCACACCAUUAGAACCUCAAGGAUUUGAUGUCAGCUUUUAAUCGCAGCUCCCCAGUGUUAUUUAUGGUGGGUGCAUAAGAAGUAAGGGGCAAUAGACUGAGUUCUGAAAAAAGCAAAAGUAGUGUUUUCUGCUGGGCAGUGUUGGCAUACACCUUUAAUCCUGGCACUUGAGAGCCCGAGGCAGGUGGAUCUCUGUGAGUUUGGGGCCAGCCUUGUCUACAGAGUGAGUUCCAGGACGGGCUCCAAAGUUACACAGGGAAACUCUGUCUCAAAAAAACCAAACCAAAAAAAAAAAAAAAAAAAAAAAAAAAGGUAGUAUAUUUUGUUAUACCCAAAGCAAACCAAGUAUUUUAAGUUCCCUGCUAUUCAAAGUCAACCUUUCUGCCUGCGCUGUCAUUUUAAAUGCUGAGCACCAACCAGCUGGAGCUCCCCAAUAGACUUUUCAAAGCUGCUUUUCAUCUACAAGAGACUUGGAUAACUCACUGCGCCAGCUUCAGUGUCUUGGAUUUAUAUGCCUCUGAACCAAGCCACAAGUUGUCCUUAGUGUUACUUAGGCUUUGCACCCAGGUAGUUCAGGGGGCUAAAGGUAGAAGGAGAAACUUAGGAGCUGCAGCUGGUUAAAAUGCAGAUGCUCUGAGUGGCAUACAUUGGUGAUUACCUAAUUUAGCUUAUCUUACACAGAUUGUGGCAUGAUUAUUUUUCAUAUUCAAAAUUAAUAGCUCCUUCAUUAAGAAAAUAUUUAUUGACUUUUUGUGCCAGUCAGGAGGAAGGUAUACUAUCUAAGGAUAUCGGGGUAUGGGAAAAAACAAUUACCCUGGGCAAUUGAUGAAAAGGGAAAGGAACUGCAGAUGUUAAAAUAAUAAUAAUAGUGACUUUAAUAAUAAUAGACUAGAGUGAGGUGUACUUGCUUAGAUGGUCCUAGCUCAAGGGCUGAUGCCGAGGACGCCUUCAGGAACAGCUGCUCUAUUUAAAGUGUGCUCUAAGUACAGAGUCAAUAACUUUCCUGGUAACUGCAUGAGUUACUGGAACGCUGCUAAGAUCCCACUUUUAAAGGACAGAUUUGGAGACACUGCAAGGCCAUCCACAUGACAUGGUGUCCCCCUUUGCAGGAUGGGUGGUCACUUCCCCAGUUCAGCAAUAACUUAAGGUAUAUAUAGACUGGGACCCGGUCAUGUUGAUGGGAGUCCAGUUUUUACAUUAAAAAGAGAAACCUUGGUAACAGCAUUUUCUAGAAACAGCCCUGUUCAUUUUAGUUGAAGCCGCAAGUGACAGUGUGGUUGAGAUCUUAUGCUGCUGUCUAAAGGUGUGUGACCCAGGAAUACCCACCAAGUGGUUGGUAAGCAAAGGAAGACUUUGGUCAGCCACAGACAGCUGUGAGCAUGCUUGGAAUCAACAGCCAUUCAACCUCCCCUCAGAGUUCCAGGACAGGUUCAUCGCUUUCGUGAGUAAAUUUUCUCAUGAGAACUCCACUCUUUGGUGUCAGCGAUUCUUGAAUCUGAGACGAUAUUUGAAAAUUAGGCAUGUAAAAUGAACCCCUAAAUGUAGCCACUCCCCGAGCAUGUAGGUAGUCGUUUUUAGAAACCCAGUUCCCCGUAAGCAUCUUUCCCAGGUCCAGCCCAGAGUCCCAUCACUGUCUGUUUCUUAAAGCUUCAAGGACUAGAAAGGCUUUGCAGCAGCCAGUUUGUGUUAUGAUUUAAUUAAGAAAUAGGGAAUUGUGUAUAUUGAGACAGAAACAUUUUAUUUUGAAAUAUAGGAUUUUGUGCAAUAUUUUUCUUGCAUAAUUUAGUUCAUAUGAAUAUGCACAUCUGCUUUUCUGGCAGGUGCCUUAAGGUCAUAUCUUUCAGUAUUUGCCUAAAACUGUAUGUAGCAAUGUUCUGUGUGAUUGCAGAAAAAAAUCACUUUUUCUAUUGUUAGCUGAAGUGUUUUUGUUUAUUUAAAAUAAUUGUGGGGAUUGCAUUAUUGUAUCAUAACUAACUUCCUCAGCCACAAUAAAUAUGCAAUAAGGAAAUCAUGUACCUUUGAUUAGUAUUGACAAUACUGUUACUUUAACAGAACUGUUGUGGUACAAAGUGCUGAUUCUCUGUGUACACAUUUAACUCCGCUUUGCACCACAUGAAUCUAAACGGCAUAUUUAUGUGAUAACCACGUAUGUAGAUUCUGACAUCCUUUGUGAUGAGUCUUUGUUGAGGCUUAUAAAGGGCAUUGUCAAUACUUUUUGACUGUAAAUUAAUUUUUUUGUAUGAUGUACAGUUUGUUUAGCCUGAGAGCUCUAUAGAUUUCUACUUUUAUUAUACUUGAAUGAGGCAGAAAGCACUGUGGGAAAUUUGUAACUCUGGAUGCAAUAUGCAGAUAUACCAAAAAUAAAACAAGGUACCGAACAGCAACACUGACGGAAUGCUUUAUAAUCCCGGAGUCAGUGUUUCUCAAGAUGCAUUGUAGUUAAAUGAAGUAAUUGAAGAUAUGCACUCUUUUAUCCACACGGUAUAGUCACAAAUGAUUACCUCUCGGAUGUGUCAAAGCUGUAAGUCCUUUAUAACUUCUCUUUCAGUCCUUAGAUGAGGACCAUCCAUGAUCCCACCUCUGAGUACAUGAUGUUUAAGACAGAACAAAUUCAACUACAUUGUGCGUAUUGGAUGCAUUGCCUGUGGUAAAUCACUAUGUUUUAGACAGAGUAGCUUUCAUAGAUAAUUUUGAGAAUUCUUUAAUAAUCAUAUACCAAAAAUUAACAGCUUAAAAUCAGUUAUAACUUAACUGUGCCUAAAACAACAAAUACAUG